Molecule: messenger RNA, 441 nt
Organism: Ostertagia ostertagi
Lineage: Eukaryota; Metazoa; Nematoda; Chromadorea; Rhabditida; Trichostrongylidae
Source: the annotation of a GenBank genome assembly
AUGAUGUACAUAAGAGCUCUCAGUCCUGAAGAUGAAAAAAUUCGGUACGCUCGUGAGAUUGAGAAAGUACGUGAAUAUAGCAUGACCCAGUGGUCCGAAGUUAACGUGUGGAGUCUCGCACCCAAGUCGUCAACGCAGUCGUCAGAUGUCGCAGAGAUGCAGCUCGAUGUCACCUUCAACUCUGCGACUGCAAUUCCAUCCCUCUUUAUUCUCGUUCCAUUCGUGUUGCUGAUUCUUUCUGGCACCUCGGAAAAUGUAUUCGUCGAAGGAGCCGGAAUCCCUUACUAUGCUGAGUUGUUCCCUGCAAUCGCCAUCUGUAUAUUUUCGCUCUAUUCGAUCGCUGACGUCAUCAUCAUGAUGACGUUAACAGAACCUUAUCGACAGUUCAUCAUUGGUCUGAUAUGUCGAAGAAGCGAUGAAGCUGUUCACGUUCUUUAUUAA